Messenger RNA from Euleptes europaea (tarantolino), 4797 nucleotides. RefSeq names its product BRCA1 interacting helicase 1 (gene BRIP1). Gene Ontology annotation, cellular component: nucleus. Gene Ontology annotation, biological process: double-strand break repair involved in meiotic recombination; nucleotide-excision repair. Gene Ontology annotation, molecular function: ATP binding; DNA binding; DNA helicase activity. The record is from RefSeq and is a predicted model, not a curated record. The coding region runs from base 1 to 4797 and encodes 1598 amino acids. NCBI's taxonomy places the organism in Eukaryota, Metazoa, Chordata, Lepidosauria, Squamata, Sphaerodactylidae. The transcript is spliced from 22 exons.
AUGGCUUUGACAGCGUCUGAGUACACUAUCGGGGGAGUGAAAAUUCUCUUCCCUUGCAAGGCCUAUCCAUCACAGCUGGCUAUGAUGAACGCAAUUGUCAAGGGGCUGAACUCCAAGCAGCACUGCUUAUUGGAGAGCCCUACAGGAAGUGGGAAAAGCUUGGCAUUGCUUUGCUCAGCACUGUCGUGGCAACAGUCUUUGUAUGAAAAACCACCCAGUGAAUGGUCAUGCUUGAAGGAAUGCAACAAGCCAGAGACCUUGAUGCGAUGUUGCUGUAAUUGCCAUGCGGAACCCACAAGUCCAGACCAGAGCAGUGCAGGGUCAAACCAAGGCACUUGCUCUUACUUCACCGACGACGGAACCAAGACCACACUGAGAAACGGAGAGACCUCAAAAACCACGCUUUCUUCAAAACUGUCUGCAAAGAAACAAGCAUCAUUACAUGAAGCUGAAGAUGAUUUUAAAGUGGAUAGGAAAAGAAUUCGUUCAGUAGAAACGGAGCAGCAGGCUAGGAAACGAAAUCGACUAGCCACAGGAGCGCAGUUAGUUGAUGCUUUAGAUGUUUAUCAGCAACAGAAAAAUGGGGAAUUGACGGUGUGCUCGAAAAAACCAGUUCCUUUCUCUCUCAAAACGUUACAGCCUUCCAGCUCCUGUACUCAGUGUUCCUGUUCUUCUGUUGGGGAAAAUGCCAAAGCUGCUGUUGAUGCAAAGAAAAAAGAAAAUGCAGGAAAGCCAUUUAUCCCCAAAAUAUUUUUUGGAACUCGAACACACAAACAGAUCACCCAGAUCACUAGAGAAUUACGGAGGACGGCAUAUUCUAGCACCCGUAUGACAAUUCUGUCCAGCAGAGACCAUUCCUGUGUUCACCCAACAGUAUCUGGUUGUGGCAACAAGAAUGAAAAAUGUGUAGAGUUGCUAGAAGCAAAAGAUGGCACAUCUUGUUCUUACUACCAUGGAGUCCAUAAGCUCAGUGAACAUCACACCUUACACUUUGCCCAUAGGAAAUCCCAAGCUUGGGACAUUGAAGAUUUAGUGCGCCUGGGGAAGAAGCUGCGCUCCUGCGCCUAUUUUGCAGCUCGGGAGCUCAUGGCGGAAGCUGAGAUCGUGUUUUGCCCUUACAACUAUCUCCUAGACUCACAAAUAAGGGAGAGCAUGGAGAUUAACUUGCAAGGCCAAGUGGUCAUUUUAGAUGAAGCUCAUAAUAUUGAGGACUGUGCGCGGGAAUCAGCCAGUUACAGUGUGACAGAAGCUCAACUUAAAUUGGCUCGAGAAGAGCUGGACACUAUGGUGAACGGCAACAUUCGGAGGAAGGACCAUGAGCCUUUGCGUGCCGUGUGCUGCAGUCUGACAAAUUGGUUAAGGGAAACCUCUGGUCAGCUUGUAGAGAGAGGUUAUGAAACUUCCAGUAAAGUUUGGAGUGGACAGCAAAUGGUGGCAUUCUUGCACAAUAUGGGUAUAACCAAUGCUACAUUUCCCAUCUUGCAGAAACAUUUUGCAGCUGUCCUUGAAAAGGAAGAAAAAACAACAAAGUUUCAAGGAAAAGAAAUGGUCGUUUCAGUUCCGGUUAUAAGUCCUUCGACUCAGAUUACGCUAAAAGGGCUGUUCAUGGUCCUGUUUUAUCUUUUUAAAGAAAAUCAUAGGUAUGCAGAUGAUUAUAGAGUCGCCUUGCAGCAGACCUAUGCUUGGAGAAACGAAAAUACGGUUGACCCUGAAGAUGCCAACAGCUUUUUUGCAGUAGCCAAACGAAAAUCCCGUCACAAAACAGCAGAAAAGAUGCUCAGCUUCUGGUGCUUGAAUCCUGCUGUGGCAUUCUCAGAUGUGACUGACAACGUCAGAUCAAUUGUUUUAACCUCUGGAACUCUUUCUCCAAUGGACUCAUUUUCUUCUGAGCUUGGUGUGAAGUUUUCCAUUCAACUUGAAGCGAACCAUGUUAUUCGGGACUCUCAGGUGUGGGUCGGUACCAUUGGAGCAGGCCCCAAAGGGCGGUCACUGUGUGCUACUUUCCAGCACACAGAAACCUUUGAAUUCCAGGACGAAGCAGGGGCUCUCUUGCUGUCCGUCUGCCAGACGAUUGGGCAAGGGGUGCUGUGCUUUUUGCCAUCUUACAAGAUGCUGGAUAAACUGAAAGAUCGCUGGUUGCAUACUGGCUUGUGGGAAAAGUUGGAGCUGAUAAAGACUGUCAUUGUGGAGCCCAAAGGAGGUGACAAAGCUGAUUUUGAUGACCUUCUACAAAUAUACUAUGAUGCUAUAAAAUGUAAAAAAGGAAAAGAUGGUGCCCUUCUUCUCGCUGUCUGCAGAGGCAAGGUCAGCGAAGGCCUGGAUUUCUCCGAUGACAACGCUCGUGCUGUUAUAACUAUAGGGAUUCCAUUCCCAAAUGUGAAGGACCUUCAGGUUGAGCUGAAAAGGAAAUACAAUGACCAACACUCAAAAGUGAGGGGCCUUUUGCCAGGUAGCCAGUGGUAUGAAAUACAGGCCUAUCGAGCUCUCAACCAAGCCCUUGGCCGGUGCAUUCGACACAGGAGUGAUUGGGGUGCUCUGAUUUUAGUUGAUGACCGCUUCAGACGGAACCCCAAUAAAUACAUAACUGGGCUAUCAAAAUGGAUUCGUCAGCAAAUCCAGCAUCACGAAAACUUUGAGUGUGCACUUGGUUCUUUGGAUAUGUUUACUAAAAAAAACCAGAAGGGUACCCGUUCUUCACUUCAGGACAACGGCGAAUCUCUGUUUGUGCCUUCGAGUCUGACAGAUCCAUCAACGAGUUCAUUCCUGGAGGCCACUCUGCAUCUGUCGCCUGAUGUUCCUGUUGAAAGAGGAGUGCAGAACUUGGUCCUAGAAACACUUUCUGCUGCGGACAUCAACACGAUUAAUCCAGCGAUGUCCAGGCAGUCAGGCAACAUCUCUGCAAAGGAAAAAAAUGAUUGCCCAUCUUAUCAGACAGUAAACCAAGAAUAUCUUGCAGACUCCAAAUCCAGUAGUUCCACCAUUGGAAACGAGAGGGGCAAAGUAAGCAUCUCUGGCAAUAUAAAACAGUAUUUUAGCAAAAUGUUGACGUCAACACCUCUGCCUGCAAAGAGUAAGAAGAACACAUCCAAAGCAGUGUGGCAGCCAGAGGGGCCAGUUGGCGCACCCUGCCAGCUUGCCACAAAUGGAUGCCAGCAGGAGCUGUCAUUGGUUGAAGAAGGCAGACCGAGCGAGCUGGCACCGUGCAGAGAAACAAUUAGAGAGGCGACUGGCUCAGUCAUUCAAGAAUAUACCUCUGAACAGUGGCUCUGCACUGUUGAAGUCAGAGGGGAUGUGGCUGUUUCGCCAGUGAGAGGGAAGCCGGAACUUUCAGCAUUAGACAUAACUGCAGAAACAGAUGCCGAUGAUGACAGUAUCUAUUUCACACCUGAACUUUACGAUGAGUCAGCAGAAGAGAAAAGGGAAUGGCUAACGCACGCUUCUAGUGAUAUGGGCACUUUGAUCGAACUUCCUGAGUCUGCUGCAUCUGAAGAUACACUGGAAGGGUGUGCCCCAAACCCAGUAGCUGCAGCAGUCAGAAUGGAAACAAAUGCAGCAGCAGAGACAGGGCAUUAUGGAAUCGUGCAAAGUUAUAUGAGUCAUGACAGUGCGGUCAGCGCAGCUGCAUGUGGUGCUAGCGUAGGUGAAGCUGAGCGGGGAGAAGAGACUCGGAAAAGGAAAAGUAAACUUUCCAGAUCAAGAAACAAAGGGCUGAAGGUACAGAGAACAUAUAAACGAAGAAUCAGGAAAGCUAGUAACAGAGAUGACCACGUCAGUGAUGGAAAGCCUGCCCAAGUGCUGGCCACGGGCUGUCAGUCCAAAACCGGAGUGGCAUCAGUGCAGGGGCCGCCUGUUAGAUACCUCAAUCACUAUCAGUUUCGGGCCCUCCCGUUUGGUCUCUCAUCGGCCCCGAGGGUCUUUACCAAGGUCCUGGUGACGUUGGUGGCUCACCUGAGAGAGGUAGGGUACCACGUCUUCCAAUAUUUAGAUGAUAUCCUGGUGAUCGCUCCUUCAGAACAACUGUCCUUACAGCACACGGAGAUCGUCCUCUGGGCUCUAGAACUCCAUGAUUUCCUGGUAAACCGGAUCAAGAGCACCCUCUCUCCAUCCCAGUUCAUCCAUCACCUGAGGGUGUUCAUAGACACGAACCAGAAUGCAGUCUUCCUUCCGCCAGACAAGAUUUCCUCCAUUGUCAAGUUGACAAGGACAGUGAUUCUUUCCAAGUCCUCUGGCCUGUCGUCCUUAGUCAGACUGCAGGGGGAAAUGGUGGCAUGCUUAGUGAUUGUGCCAUGGGCUCGCCUCCACAUGAGGGACCUGCAAUGGUUUCUCAAGCCAUUUCAACUGCAGAUAACUCAAAAGAGGAACCCACGCCUCACCGUCCCGAGACAAGUGAAGGACAGCUUAAGGAGGUGGACCAGCUUCCACAACCUAGCCAAGGGCCAGAAUUAUCUCCUGAUCUCCAUGAUCCAGAUUUUCACCUAUGCCAGCUUGGAAGUCUGGGGGCUGAUUCUGCAGCAACAAGAAGCACAGGGUCGUUGGACACCAGAAGAGAGUCACUGCCACAUAAAUCGGCUGGAGUUAUGGGCAAUCCAGAAAGCCUUGAUAGAGUUUCAGCCAAGAAUCGAGAACAGUCACGUCCUGCUGAGAACGGACAAUGUCUCAGCAAAAACUUACAUAAACAAGCAAGGAGAAGAAGUGGCACACUCUGGACGUGAAAAGAGCUUUACGCAUCUUUUUGAGAAGGACGGAACCUUUCUGGCGCUCGGAGUCUUUAUUCGUUUCUAUUUUAUCACCCAAUAA